CGGCGCGCGCUGCUUUUCCCGCGAAAAAGGCGUGCUGGCGCGGGUCUGCGCGGGCAGCGAGGGGAGCAACAGCAGCCGCCGCCACCAUGUCCGGCUUCGAUGACCCCGGCAUUUACUACAGUGACAGUUUUGGGGGUGAUGCGUCGGUGGACGAGGGGCAGAUUCGGAAGUCGCAGCUGCAGAAGCGGUUCAAGGAGUUCCUGCGUCAGUACCGGGUGGGCACAGACAGGACAGGCUUCACCUUCAAAUACAGGGAUGAGCUUAAACGGCAUUAUAACCUGAGUCAGUACUGGGUGGAGGUGGAGAUGGAAGACUUGGCCAGCUUUGAUGAAGAUCUUGCUGACUACCUGUACAAGCAACCAGCGGAACACUUGCAGCUGUUGGAAGAAGCAGCAAAAGAAGUUGCAGAUGAGGUCACCCGUCCUCGUCCUUCAGGGGAGGAGACUCUCCAGGACAUCCAGGUGAUGCUGAGGUCGGAUGCCAACGCAGCCAACAUCCGCAGCCUGAAGUCUGACCAGAUGUCCCACCUUGUGAAGAUCCCUGGGAUUGUGAUUGCGGCCACCCCUGUGAGAGCCAAAGCCACCAGAAUCGCCAUCCAGUGCCGCAGCUGCCGCAACACCAUCAACAACAUUGCGGUGCGCCCGGGCCUGGAGGGCUAUGCUCUCCCCAGGAAAUGCAACACAGAACAAGCUGGCCGCCCGAAGUGCCCACUGGACCCUUAUUUCAUCAUGCCAGAUAAGUGCAAGUGUGUGGACUUUCAGGUCCUGAAGCUGCAGGAGUCCCCAGAUGCUGUGCCCCAUGGUGAGAUGCCCCGGCACUUGCAGCUCUACUGUGACAGGUACCUGUGUGACAAAGUUGUCCCUGGAAACAGAGUUACUAUCAUGGGCAUCUACUCCAUCAAGAAAUCUGCCCAGAGCAAGAACAAAAGCCGUGACAAUGUGGGCGUGGGCAUCCGAAGCGCCUACAUCCGCGUGGUGGGCAUCCAGGUGGACAUGGAGGGCUCAGGACACAGCUUUGCUGGCUCAGUGACCCCUCAAGAGGAGGAGGAGCUGCGUCGCCUCACUGCCAUGCCCAACAUCUACGAGACCAUCGCCAAGAGCAUCGCACCCUCUAUCUAUGGCAGCACUGACAUCAAGAAGGCCAUUGCCUGCCUCUUAUUUGGAGGCUCUCGCAAGAGACUCCCAGAUGGACUGACCCGCAGGGGAGACAUCAACUUACUGAUGCUGGGUGACCCUGGCACGGCCAAAUCCCAGCUGCUGAAGUUUGUUGAGAAGUGUUCACCCAUUGGGGUGUACACCUCAGGAAAAGGCAGCAGCGCCGCUGGCUUGACGGCCUCGGUCAUCCGUGACCCUUCCUCCAGGAGCUUCUUCAUGGAGGGAGGAGCCAUGGUGCUGGCAGAUGGAGGGGUGGUCUGCAUCGAUGAGUUUGACAAGAUGCGGGAGGAUGACCGUGUGGCCAUUCACGAGGCCAUGGAGCAGCAGACCAUCUCCAUUGCCAAGGCAGGAAUCACAACCACACUCAACUCCCGCUGCUCAGUGCUGGCAGCCGCCAACUCCGUCUUUGGGCGCUGGGACGAGACCAAGGGCGAGGAGAACAUUGAUUUUAUGCCCACCAUCCUCUCCCGAUUCGACAUGAUCUUCAUCGUCAAGGAUGAGCACAACGAAGAGCGAGACAUGACGCUGGCCAAGCAUGUGAUGUCCUUACACGUGAGCGCCCUGACGCAGACCCAGGCUGUGGAGGGAGAGAUCGAGCUGAACAAGCUGAAGAAGCUCAUCUCCUUCUGCCGGACGAAGUGUGGCCCUCGGCUGUCGGCAGCAGCGGCAGAGAAGCUGAAGAACCGCUACAUCCUGAUGCGCAGCGGCACUCGCCAGCACGAGCAGGAGAGCGACCGCCGCUCCAACAUCCCCAUCACCGUCCGGCAGCUGGAGGCCAUCGUGCGCAUUGCUGAGUCCCUGAGCAAGAUGAAGCUUCAGCCCUUUGCCACCGAGGCGGAUGUUGAAGAGGCCCUGCGACUCUUCCAGGUGUCCACUCUUGAUGCAGCCAUGUCAGGCAGCCUGUCAGGGGCAGAAGGCUUCACGACACAGGAGGACCAAGAGAUGCUGUCCCGCAUUGAGAAGCAGCUCAAGCGCCGCUUUGCCAUUGGCUCUCAGGUGUCAGAGCACAGCAUCGUCCAGGACUUUGUGCGACAGAAAUACCCAGAACACGCCAUCUACAAGGUGCUGCAGCUGAUGAUGCGGCGGGGGGAGAUCCAGCACCGCAUGCAACGCAAAGUCCUCUACCGCCUCAAGUGACCUCCCUGUCCCACGCCUGGGGAGGGAACUGCUGCUGCCUGAUGCUUGCCCACAUGCAGGCACCGUGUCCUGUGGGCUCAGAGUCUGCUCCUGGUAGAAGCUUUUCCUGGGGGAGCCAAGGGACCCUCUGUGGCACAUCAGUGUUUCUUUGACAUCCACAAGCUUUUACUUUGUAUUAAAAUAAAAAUGGAUUGUGAUA
Messenger RNA from Colius striatus (speckled mousebird), 2490 nucleotides. RefSeq names its product minichromosome maintenance complex component 5 (gene MCM5). NCBI's taxonomy places the organism in Eukaryota, Metazoa, Chordata, Aves, Coliiformes, Coliidae. Gene Ontology annotation, biological process: DNA replication; double-strand break repair via break-induced replication; DNA replication initiation. The record is from RefSeq and is a predicted model, not a curated record. The transcript has 17 exons. The coding region runs from base 87 to 2291 and encodes 734 amino acids. Gene Ontology annotation, cellular component: MCM complex; nucleus. Gene Ontology annotation, molecular function: 3'-5' DNA helicase activity; single-stranded DNA helicase activity; ATP binding.